This is a messenger RNA of Fraxinus pennsylvanica, 561 nucleotides long. NCBI's taxonomy places the organism in Eukaryota, Viridiplantae, Streptophyta, Magnoliopsida, Lamiales, Oleaceae. The record is from the annotation of a GenBank genome assembly.
AUGGGGGAUAACAAUGUGAAUCUGCCACCGGGUUUUCGAUUCUAUCCUACUGAUGAAGAACUUGUGGUUCAUUUCCUUCACAGAAAAGCAGAACUCUUGCCUUGCCAUCCUGAUGUCAUUCCGGAUCUUGAUCUUUAUCCCUAUGAUCCAUGGGAUUUAGAGGGUAAAGCAAUGGCUGAAGGCAACAAAUGGUACUUUUACAGCAGAAGAACACAGAGUAGAAUUACUGGCAGUGGAUACUGGCAAGCUAUAGGGAUUGAUGAACCAAUUUACAGCACUAGUUCUAACCAAAAGGUUGGGAUGAAGAAAUAUUAUGCAUUUUACAUUGGUGAAGGUGUCAAAACAAAUUGGAUAAUGCAGGAAUAUAGGAUUUCAGACUCUUCUUCUACUAGUAGAUCAUCAAGAAGAAGAAAUUCCCAACCAGAUUACAGUAAAUGGGUGGUGUGUCGAGUGUACGAGCGUAAUGGUGACAACGACGAUGAUGAUGGGACGGAGCUUUCAUGCUUGGAUGAAGUUUUCUUGUCACUUGAUGAUCUCGAUGAAAUUAGUUUGCCAAAUUAG